AUGGAACUUCCCUUCGUUACCGUCGACGUCUUCACUCAGAAGCGCUUCCGGGGCAACACGCUCGCCAUCGUAACUAUACCCGCCACGGGCACCAAGCCUACACAGGAGCAGAAACAGAUCAUCGCUCGCGAGUUCAACCUCUCCGAAACCGUCUUCCUCCACGAUGUCCAAGACCCGGCGACGAACAAGACGCGCCGCAUUGACAUCUUCAUGCCCACGGCCGAGAUGACCUUUGCCGGCCACCCGACCCUUGGUACCGCCGUCACGCUGCUCGACCAGGGCGUCGAUACCAUCGUUACCAAGGCCGGCCCCAUCCCCGUGAAGCAGACCUCCCCAGGCGUCGUCCAGCUUAGCCUCCCGUUCGAAGCCCACAUGCACGCCAAGAAGGUCCGGGACCUGUCUCUCGCGGAGAGCAAGCUCCCGUCCGACGAGCAGAUCCGUCGUCUCGAGCUUGACGCGCCCGUCUUCAGCAUCGUCAGCGGGGUGCACUACGUUCUCGUCGAGCUGCCGUCGCUCGAGCUUCUCGCCAGUGUCGAGCAACCCAAGGCGGAGCUUCCCGCCGACGACCUCCUGGACAAAGGUCGCACGGGGUUCCUCGGGAGAUACUACUACGUCAGGCAAGCUUCGACCAAGGACGAACAGGGCCAAGCCGUCGUGUCUUUCCGCGCGAGAAUGCUCACCAGCACAUUCGAGGAUCCCGCCACCGGCUCGGCCUCCUGCUGCCUUGCCGCAUAUGUUAGCACCGUAGCAGAUAAGCAAGACACUCCCAAUCGCAAGUUCGUAAUCACCCAAGGUGCCGAGAUGGGCAAGGAAGCUCAGAUGUCGGUCGAGAUUGUCCUCAAGGACUCUGUCAUCGACGACGUCAAACUCGCCGGUACCGCUGUCCCGGUGAUGCGCGGAGCCAUCACGCUUUAA
Molecule: messenger RNA, 915 nt
Organism: Drechmeria coniospora
Lineage: Eukaryota; Fungi; Ascomycota; Sordariomycetes; Hypocreales; Ophiocordycipitaceae
Product: Phenazine biosynthesis PhzC/PhzF protein
Exons: 1
Coding region: 1-915 (304 amino acids)
Biological process (GO): biosynthetic process
Cellular component (GO): cytoplasm
Molecular function (GO): isomerase activity
Source: RefSeq, a predicted model, not a curated record